CUCCAUUCUCGCCAUUUUGAGCGCAGCGUGAGAAAAAAAAAGUGAGAGAGUUUUUUUUUUUUUACAGCCAGAGAGUAAAACAAGCCGCGGGGGCCAAAGAUCACUAAGAGCUGCCGCAUCAGUAUGGAGGACAGCAGUGGUGUUGCCGUCCUGGUUCCUUGCUCCAGAGAUCAUCAGGAGGUCUUCAACCCUGAUUCACACAUUCAUGAUGUCGAAGAAGAGCAGAAGCAGCACAAGCAGGCUGCAGACUCACUCAUCCAGGUGAUCGAGAAGCUCAGUAAGAUAGUGGAGAAACGGCCUAGGCGAUGCACUCUGUCUGGGAAAAAGCGCCCCUCUAUGACCUGUGCCUCAGUAAUGCUGGCAGAGAGCCGUGAGGGCAGCGGAGGGGUUUCACCAUCCAAAAGAACCAAGGAGUGUGAAGAGGAGUGCCAGGUUCUCAGGUGUGCAUCAGAGAAUGUGACUGAGCAGGAACCAAUUAACAGGAUUGCCCGCAUGGUUACCUGCUACCAGUGCAGCCUGUGCCGCUUCCUUUCUCCUACUCUGAUUGCUUUAAAAGAUCACAUGAAACAGCAUGAUGAACAGCACAAUGACCUCAUUCUCAUGUGCUCAGAGUGUUGUUUUACUUCGAAACAUCAGGAUGAGCUAGAGGCACAUAUCAGGGUUCACUUUGAGGAGGGCGACUGCACUAAGAGAUCCCCUGCUGAGCAACAGACUGGAAACCUGCAAAGUAGGAUCGGGUUCUCGGCCAUGAAACCUGAGUCCGAAUCUGAGAAAAUGCCAGGAGGCUCUAAAAAGUGGUACAGCUACGAGCAAGGUCGGUAUCACUGCCUAAUAUGCAGUUAUGAAUGCGGGCAGCAGCGCAAUUUAAAAACGCAUGCUUGGAAACAUGCUGGCUUGGUGGACUGCUCAUACCCUAUAUUUGAAGAUGAGGCCGACCAGCAAGAGGCGCACCAUUUAUAUGCCCUUAAUCCCAACUCCUCCUUAGAGCAAGAUAAAAAGCAGGAAGCUAUCAUGGUUCUCGCCCCUGUUGGAGAACAAGGUCAGGUUCUUCACCAUACCCCGUCCAUUCAGCUGGAACUAUGUGCAUCAGAAAAUGUAAAAUGUGAUGAUGAUAUGGUGCCAGAGAGAGUGAAAGAGUCAGAGGAGCCUCCAGGAGAGGUUCAGGUGACCCCUGAGGCGCAGAUGGAGUUGGAGUUGGAGACGGAAAACCAGCAGACUACAACUGACAGCUUGUUGUCUUCAGUACAGAAGAUCAUUAGUUCAAGUGGCAACAGUGCCGGCCAUGUCAAUGUCAUUGUGGAGAGACUGCCCUGCACUGAGGAACCUGUCUCCAAUAAACCUCUGCUCCUGAGCCCAGAGGUGGCUAGAUACAAGACCCUACUAGCCUCCCAGGAGAUGGGAAUUGAGCGCCAAUCUCAUCCCGUAUACUACGAGGAGCAGGUUCUGAUUGACUGGAAUGACAGCGACGAGCAUCCUGUAAUGGAGAGUCAAGAGUCUGUCCCACCUCCGAAUGAGAAUCUGCCUCCAACACGUAGGAGGACACAUUCUGAGUGCUUGCGGUUGCACUCUUUGGCAGCUGAAGCCCUUGUGACUAUGCCCUGGAGAGCUACAGAGCUGACCGAUCCUGCUGUUAAGGGGACUUCGAGUGUGAUCUCUGACACAGGCCAAAAAAUACUUGAUCUGUCUGCCACUUCUGCAGCAUCCAACGCAAAGGUAGCUUCAUCAGAGCCAGAACCAGCAACCCUUCUGAACCUCAGCCAGAGUUCCAGGGAUCAAUUGUUAGAAGGACCCUCAAAAGCUGGAAUCAGCACAUCUUUACUGACGGUCAUUGAGCGGCUACGGGAAAGGUCGGAUCAGAAUGCAUCCGAUGAAGAUAUUCUAAGGGAACUACAGGACAAUCCACAGAUUCUGAACGGCAGUACAUCUACGGGAGAUGCAGAUGUGGCAUGCGAGGUUUCCUCUGCUGAAGCUGAUCUGGUGGAGUACAUUGCCGGGAGUGACAGACCGUACCGUUGCCGUCUGUGCCUUUACAGCAGUGGCAACAAGGGCUAUGUCAAGCAGCACCUGCGUGUUCACAGGCAGCGACAGCCUUACCAAUGCCCCAUCUGUGAGCACAUUGCCUCUGACAGCAAGGAUCUGGAGAGCCAUAUGAUGCACCACCGCAAGAGCCGCAUGUACCAGUGCAAGCAUUGCAACGAGAUCUUUCACUAUAAGAGUCAGCUGCGGAACCACGAGAGAGAGCAACACGGGAUAAGUGACACGGCGGCGGCCCUCGCGCUUGAUGGCGAAACGAAAGCGAACGUGGACGAGUCUGAGAAGAUGACUGAUGAUGAUUGUGUCAGCGAGCAGAAAGUGUAUAAAUGUGACAUGUGUGACUACACCAGCUCUACCUACGUCGGAGUGCGGAACCAUCGCAGGAUCCACAGUUCCGACAAGCCCUACAGGUGCUGCAGCUGCGACUUCGCCACCACCAACAUGAACAGCCUGAAGAGCCACAUGAAGAGACACCCACAGGAGCACCAGGCCGUGCAGCUGCUCGAGCAGUACAGGUGCUCGCUCUGCGGCUACGUGUGCAGUCAUCCUCCAUCCCUCAAGUCCCACAUGUGGAAACACGCCGGGGAUCAGAACUACAACUACGAACAAGUGAACAAGGCCAUCAACGAGGCCAUCUCGCAAAGCAGCCGGCCUCCAGUUGCGCCUUCUAAGUCAGUUCCAGAUCCGUCCACAGACCGUCCGUACAUCUUCCUGAGCCAGAAAGAGAAGACGUCGCCUCCUCCAGGGUCGAGAGCGCCAUGUGUAUCAGUGAGGAAAGGAGGCGCCGGGCUUCCGACAUCAGGCAUGGAGUACUGCGUGCUGCUCUUCUGCUGCUGCAUCUGCGGCUUCGAGUCCACCAGUAAGGAACAGCUGAUGGAGCACAUGAAGGAGCACGACAUCAUCAGCAUCAUACUGAGCAAAGAGCAGCAGGGAGGCCAGGCUUCUGAGGCCACCACAGCGCAGUGAGGGAAAUCAGUGCACACACACACACACAGUAAAUCUCUUAAAAUUAGAGCCAGUAAAUUUUUUUUGUUUGUUUGUUUUUGCACAUUUUUUUCUUUAAUACUUGCUUUUGAUACACUGCUUUUACAGAUAAAGAAACUCUGCACUCUUAUUAUAUUUUUCUCUUUCCUCUUUUAUUUCUCAGUGUCAUUAAGGGUUAUUCAAACACAAUUCAGGAUUCGGACGUUUCCUCCGAAAAACAUCCUCAGACGUUUUUUUUUUAUUAUUAUUAUUAUUAACCGAGAAACAUAAAAUAUCAUUAUAUAGUAGGUGAAUUUAUUUACCUGAAUUGCAUUUCAUACCUCACUUUUCUAUAUGGUAUAAAUGAAAAUCAUUAGGGUUAAAUCAUCCACAGGGCAGCUUUUCUACUUCACUGUAAUAUUAUUUAUCAGUAUUGUUUAUAUAGACUUCAUGGUAAGGGAAGAAAAGAUAAAGGUGUAGGGUAAUUACCUUCUGGUUUGUCAAUAUUUGUGUUAAUAUUUAUCGCGCUAAUUUAUAUCUUUGCAUGUACCCUUCCGUUAUGCUCGCAGAAAGAGAGCGGUAUCGUCGCGGAUCCUGGUUUUUUUUUUUGGUGCUACAGACGCUUUCUCCGGCUCGAGAACGAAGCGUCACAUCAGGAAUGUAUCUUAAACCUACAGAUAAUAAGCCAGCCGAAAUCGUGUGUUUGUUUGCUAGUACUGUUUAAUGCACAGUCACGGGACAUUCUAAUGGUCACUGGUCCAAAAAUAUUUUAAAUCAGGUGAUAAAAACUCUAUCCUGCAGCUGAAAGCCAAGUAUAAUGUCAUACAUCAACUGUGAGGGAUUAAAACAUAGGCAUUUAAAAGACUUGUGCAUUGGAUACGGUGAUGUAUCGUGACUUACGUACCGUUUUCUUUUAAUAGGACACCACUGUCUUACUAGUAACAUAGAUUGAUGCUAAGUAGUUCCUUUUAUAUUUAAAUUAGUUUUUUUUUUUAAGUUUACAUUUUAAAGUUGCUCUGUAAUUUUUUAUAAUUAAAAGGCCGCAGAAGAUUAUUUAUAUAGUAAAUAUUUCCAUAAAACUUUUAAACUUUAAACCUACCUCCGGUCCAUAAUGUUCCCUGAAACCUCAACUUGAUCUAAUUAGUCUUAUAUUUUAAAGGAAUAAUUCGCAUCCCCUCACUGAUUUCAGAUGGGAGAGGAGAAGGGGAUCCAAUCCAUAAUUCAUAGGUUUUGAGAUUGCAUUUGGGGAGAACAAUGUGUCAAGCGAAGUAAAUUAUUUUAUGUAAGAAAAUCUCGCUAACACACGGAAUUAUGAAUAUCAGGAAGAUAAUGACUUGGUAUGCAUGUGGAGCAUGCAAUCACUUGAGCUCAUUGUGCAUUUUAAUCACAGUAAUUCGAGUCUAGCCGAGGCACACGGAAACCUUUGUACGAUCCGGAAUUGCUUUCCCAUUUCCGUGUUUUUGUUGUUGUUUUUUUACAUGUACAUCCAGUCAGACGAUGUAGAUGCAAUCUGAUGUUGAGCGUAUGCAUUCUGAAUGCAUUUUGACAUUUUUUUUUCUUUUCAGUUCUUAUUAAUAAUGGAACAGCUUAUUAAUCUGUUUAGACUGUAGGAAAAGGUGGAGGAAGUGAAGAAUAGUAAUAUAGCUAGUUUUGUAUAACCUCUUUUGGAGCUUAAGUAACUUUGCAAUUAUUCAGCUUAAAUUCUGCACCCACUGAACUCAUCAUGUUAACUGAUUUAUUCAUUUAUUUAUAAAAAAAAUUUCCCCCCUGAAAAAUCUCUAAACAUGGUGCUCAGACUGUUUUGUGCCUUGCAUUCUUACUCCUGAUCAGCUCUCUCUUUGAAAUGUAUGCCAAAUGUUACCCCAUAAUUGGUUGUGAUAAAAUUAGGCCUUAAUUCUGCCCUUAUAGUUUUUGUAAUGUACUGACAAAAAGUACUGUAGUAUGGCUUUAUACAUCACUGGCUGUGUAUAUACUGUUAAAUUUGGAUUGAUUAUAUUUUUGAAGAAUUUCUAUUUUUAAGGCAACUACAGGUAAACACUACAGUUGUACAAAAAAAAAUGGAUUAUUGUCUAGCCAAAGUGUAU
Molecule: messenger RNA, 5081 nt
Organism: Clarias gariepinus (North African catfish)
Lineage: Eukaryota; Metazoa; Chordata; Actinopteri; Siluriformes; Clariidae
Gene: znf507
Product: zinc finger protein 507
Exons: 7
Coding region: 124-3000 (958 amino acids)
Biological process (GO): regulation of transcription by RNA polymerase II
Cellular component (GO): nucleus
Molecular function (GO): RNA polymerase II transcription regulatory region sequence-specific DNA binding; DNA-binding transcription factor activity, RNA polymerase II-specific
Source: RefSeq, a predicted model, not a curated record